AUGCCCCGGAAAUCACUGCUCACCAUCAAAGGUCCUCCUGGCCAAUAUGCACCAUCAUGUGCUCCGAUCGAGACUUUACCACUCGAAUUGAAACUGCGGAUAGUUUCUUAUCUCUCUUAUGAAGACGCUGUGGAAUUAGCCCUCGUGUCUCGAAACUUGCAAGAUGCGGCUGAAUCAAUCAUUUGGUCGAAAAUAGAUAUGUGUCUACCUAUCACGUGGGAAAAACAAGAUUGCUUUUGGGAAGAUGAUAUGCCAGAUUGGUGGAAUGAUGAAAAAAUCAAUAUACCACAAAUUCAAGCUGAAGAAAUAGUCAAAAAAGUCAAAUCGAGAUCGAAAUCAGAGAAACCUGAAUGCGAAUAUGAUCUGUUACUAAGUGAUAUUGAUAUCUGUUGUGGUUUAAGACAAAUCAAAUUCCUCACAAGGACAAAACAAGUUUGGCAAGCUAUUCAGAGUAGACCUUCAAGAUCAGGAUGGGUAAAAGAAUUAUCAUUAGAAACACCAAAAUCAAAAACUCAUAAACAACUUUGGAUACAACCUGAUAUAAACGGUGAAUUAAUCAAUAUCAUCCAUGCCAUACGUGGGAACAUUAGAAUCUUGCGAAUCGGUCCUCCAGACAUCAACUUAUACGAAUCAGAUAUAAAAUUACAAACUGAAGAUAUCACUGUCUUCUCCAAAUCGAGUGGUCUCCACUUACCCCAUACACCCAAAUUACAUACGUUAGAAACCGUAUUAUCAAACAAAUCUCCAUUAGAGCAUCAAUUAUCGAGCAUCUUUUCUGUAUUCGGUACAUCUUUGACUUGUUUUAUCCUCAAUCCUGCUUGGCCAAACACAGAUAUAUCUUCUUCAUCCGAACCCAAUCCUAAAUCAGAGGAUAUGCUUGAUCUUCCGGCAUUAAAAUCACUGAAGUUGCGCGAGUUAAGACCUGGUUCCAUACAGUCCAUAUGUAAAUUGAUCGAUUCAGCUAAAAAUUUAGGAGAGCUCAUUAUACAUUUCACGGAACAGAAGAGACUCUGGCAAUCUUCGUCAGACAGAUUGACAGAAAACGAAAUCAAGAUAUUGAGAGAACACAAAGGACUGAAAAGGAUCGAAUGGUACGGCGGAUUGGAUGCUAGAUGGUGGUUUGAGAAGAUUUGUGAAAGCGGCUUUGACAAUAUCAAUAUAUUGGUUCAAAGUCAAGCGGUGGAGUGUGAAAGUGAGACAUUCAUUGAGAAUAUCCUCAUACCACCUUUCCCUUCCCUUCAGGCCAUCGUCAUUCCAUGCCGCACUACCAAAUGGUAUCGUCACCUUGCACCACCCGACUGGGCAAAAGCUCCUCCACCUCGAAAUUCGAUCUCACCUCAUGUCAUUACUCAUCUCCGAUCUGCACCUAAUGUUGUAGCAGUCCAAUUCAGCUGUUUAUCCUCCCUGUCCUCCGAGGAAGUACUCAGUAGCCCAACAUGGUGCGACAAGCGGGUUAACGGUGUCUUGUUACGAAGUUACUUGAAUAAUAUAAGUGGAGAAGAAUUUUACCAUUUAAGAAGACUUGAGCUUUUAACUGUCCAACCGAAGAUAUACGAUUACACGUAUUCUGAAAAGUAUAAAGAACUGAAAGGCUGCAAAGGGGAUGAGAUAGAUCAUAGAUGGGUCGAUCAUACUUGGUAUAAGAGCGUACCUGUACCACCACCUAUUCUCAAGAAGGUAUAUAAGCUCUUGGGAGCCAAGUCACAGUGGACCAAUCCGGGUAGAGGAUUAGAAUUGCCUGAAUCUGCAUGGGAAGUAUUGAGAAAGUGGAGAGUCAAAUUACCUGACAGAGGUGUACAAGAGAGAACCAUUGUGACGAGGAGAAUGACAAGAGGAACCGCUCCAACAUCUUGA
Kwoniella shivajii is the source of this 1854-nucleotide messenger RNA. RefSeq lists its product as uncharacterized. Gene Ontology annotation, molecular function: protein binding. Lineage: Eukaryota; Fungi; Basidiomycota; Tremellomycetes; Tremellales; Cryptococcaceae. The coding region runs from base 1 to 1854 and encodes 617 amino acids. The record is from RefSeq and is a predicted model, not a curated record. The transcript has 2 exons.